GUACAACGGAGCCUCGCACAUUGUGGCGUUUUCGAUUGUUCGUCUUGGGAAAUCAGGAGAUAUUGAUUAUCUGGAGCAAGAGGCGUCCUCCUCCACAAGCUCCACAGAACCUCUUUCGUGGGGUAUGAGCUCGACCCCGCUUCAUCCAACAUAAAAGUCCAAAACCGUGCCCAUUUCAAUUCUCCACAUCCUCAGAAUUACAACUUGCGGUUAUUCUUCAGGUCCCGGAAUUCAAAAUGCUCGACAUUAACUAUUACUAUGUCUUUACAAUUAUCGUUAUUGCCUCUGGUGGAAUACCUAAAGGUUACGACGAAGACGGAUUCAGCGCUUCGAUAGGAUUGAAAUCUUUCAAAAAUGAUUACGAUCUCAACGCCUCCCAAUGGAAGAACAACGCAUCAGGACUAGCAAAUCGCCAAGCAAACAUCACCUCAUUCGGGGUACUCGGCGCUGCAUUUGGUUCAAUACUUGCGCUCAUGCUCACUGACCGAUUUGGACGUCUGCGAUGCUGGCGGUUCUUCGUUGUUUUGUGGGGUAGUGGUAUCUUGAUGCAGAUCUUUUCUUCUGGCAUUAUCGGCUUUAUGCUCUUCGCGAGAAUAUGGGGAGGUUUGGGUGCUGGUGGUUUGACUGUCGUUGCUCCUCUGUAUCUUUCUGAAGUGGCACCUGCUAGGUCGAGAGGGAUGAUUGUUAGCAUCUAUAUGGUCUUGCUACUCUCAUUCCUAUCGUUAGGCUUUUUCAUCAACUAUGCCGCAAGUGCCAAGAUGCCUGCCACUCCAACGCAAUAUCGUCUUGUACAAGCAAUUCCUCUGAUUCCUGUCGGCAUCGCAUUCAUCGGAUCGUUCUUCCUGUCAGACACCCCACGAUGGCUCGCAUCGAAAGACCGCGGUGAUGAGGCAUUGCACGCACUUUCUCGGCUACGUCGGACUGGAAAGAAUGACUUUGAGCUCUCUUAUGAAUAUGAAGAGAUCCAAGAGCAGAUUAGAGCGAAGCAGCAAACUCUUUCACAUGUUCCAGUAUGGACGAUCAUCAAGGAGAUCGCCACAAUUUCCACCUAUCGAGAACGAUUCCUGCUCGCUAUCUUCAUGCAAACGGUUGCUCAAUGGAGCGGAGGAAAUGGGAUUACUUACUAUAUUCCUCAAAUCUUUGUGUAUGCUGGCGUUACCGGCGGCAAUACAUCUUUAAUCACAUCCGGAGCCUACGGCAUCGUAAAGCUUGUCUUUACCCUCAUUUUCACUUGGGGAUUGAUCGACGUAUUCGGACGACGCAGAUGCAUGCUCACGGGCAUCGGCCUCCAAUGCAUCACUCACGUCUGGAUGGCCAUCUACAUGUCAAUCUUCGUUUCCUCCCAUUACAAGUCCGCUUCUGAGGCAGCUAUUGCCUCGGUAUUUAUCUACGCGGUGGGAUGGUCCAUCGGACUUUGCACAGUUCAGUAUCUCUACGGAACAGAAAUCUUCCCGACUCGAAUCCGCAGUGUUUGUUACGCGAGUAAUAUGGCUUUACAUUGGUUCUUCCAAUUUGCAGUUGUUCGGGUGACGCCGAACAUGUUUGUUAGUUUCAAUGUUUGGGGCGCGUAUGUCUUUUGGGCUUUGAUUUGCUUUAUUGGGUUUGUGAUUCUGGGUCUCUGGGCUCCGGAGACGAAGGGUGUGCCGUUGGAAAGAAUGGAAGAGCUUUUUGCUGGACGUUGGUGGAUGGGGUGGAAAGCGAGGGUAGAUUUGACGCAAUUACCCACUGGAGAAAAGUUUGUAGAUGGGGUUAAGGAGAAGAGCACUGCUACAGAGAUUGGAAAAGUGUAGUCAGC
Messenger RNA from Mollisia scopiformis, 1795 nucleotides. RefSeq names its product general substrate transporter. The coding region runs from base 237 to 1790 and encodes 517 amino acids. The transcript has 4 exons. Gene Ontology annotation, biological process: transmembrane transport; carbohydrate transport. Gene Ontology annotation, molecular function: carbohydrate:proton symporter activity. The record is from RefSeq and is a predicted model, not a curated record. Lineage: Eukaryota; Fungi; Ascomycota; Leotiomycetes; Helotiales; Mollisiaceae. Gene Ontology annotation, cellular component: membrane.